This is a messenger RNA of Penicillium expansum, 1425 nucleotides long. Its product is annotated as Aminotransferase, class V/Cysteine desulfurase. Lineage: Eukaryota; Fungi; Ascomycota; Eurotiomycetes; Eurotiales; Aspergillaceae. Bases 1 to 1425 code for a protein of 474 amino acids. The transcript has 3 exons. The record is from RefSeq and is a predicted model, not a curated record.
AUGCCUGCACUCCCUCUCUCUGAGAAUGAGGGCUGGAAGCGCCCGACCACCCCCUUUGGAAAGCCGAUGCUGAAGCAUUUCUGCAUGAACCCCGAGUAUCGAAAUCUCAAUGCGCCAUCCUGUGGUUCCUGGCCGAAGACCGUUCGCGAUCAGUGGAGGCGUUACCUCGACGAUCUCGAGGCCCAGCCUGACUACUUCUCCGAGGUGAAACAAGGCCCUGUGAUUCAAGAGGCACGGCGGGAGGUUGCCCAACUACUUCAUGCCCGCGUCUCCGAGUGUGUGUUCAUCUCCAACGCCACCACGGGGAUAUACACCGUCCUCCAUAACAUUCCUUUUGACAAGGACGACGUGAUCAUCACCUUCUCGACCACGUACGGCGCCAUCGAUAAUGCCAUCGCCUCGAUGGCGGAGACCCAGCCCUUCCAGACACGCAAGGUGACCGUUGACCUGCCUAUGCGCGGAGAGGAUAUCGUCGCCCGGUUUGAGGGCAUGGUAGCUCAGAUCAAGGCGGAGGGGUUGCAUCCUAGGCUGGCCGUCCUCGAGACCAUCGUUAGCAUUCCCGCCAUACGGAUGCCCUUCGAAUCCCUCGUGCAAGCCUGCCAGAGGGAGGGGGUUUUGAGUCUGGUGGAUGGUGCGCAUAGUAUCGGCCAAUUCUCCCUGAACCUCGAGGUGCUGCAGCCGGACUUUUUUAUUAUGGACUGCCACAAAUGGCUGUUCGUGCCUCGUCCCUGCGCUGCACUGUAUGUCCCCGAGCGCAAUCAGCACUAUAUUCGGAGCACCAUCCCGCCAUCGUUCGGCUUCAUCCCGAGGGAUGGCAAGCCCGCUCUGCCCCUCUGGUCUAAGCAGUCCGGCGGUGGUAGUAGUGGCUCCACGGCAACGGAUUUCGAGACUAUUUUUGCCUAUGUGGCGACUAGCGACAAUAUGCCGCAUAUGUGCAUCCCCACAGCCCUCAAAUUCCGUCGUGAGGUUUGCGGCGGUGAGGAGGCAAUUUAUCAGUAUCUGCGCGUUCUAGCAAAGGAAGGCGGGGAUAGGGUGGCCGCUAUUCUGGGCACGGAGGUGCUUGACGAGAAACCAGCCGGAGAAUACAAGAGUCAACGGACGCCGAGCGAGAUGAGAGAUUGUGGCAUUGCAACAGUGCGCUUGCCCCUGGCCGUAUCGUCAUCCCUUAAGCCUCCACCCCACAGCGGCACACCGUAUUCCCCACUUUCGGACGAGGAAGUGGGACCCGCAGUUCAUUAUCUGUCCAUGACCUUAGCCGAAACUCACAAAACAUGGCUUCCACUCAUUGACCACGGAGGAUACAUCUGGGUGAGAUUGUGUGCACAGAUAUAUCUAGAUACCUCGGACUUUGAGUGGAUUGGCAAUGUGCUUAAGGAGAUAUGUGAGACAAUUGGGAAGAAGGGGCAUGUCAUUUCUAAACACUAG